CUCCUAACUGCGCGACACCACCCCGUCAGAUCACCGAAUUUGUCCAUCUCGCAACGUCCCCCAUUUAUCGUUUCUCGAUCCAAUUCCAUCGGAUCCGGACUCUGCGACCUCGAGUCAUCAUCUACACACUUUUUCAAGCGUGUCGAAACCCUUUCUUCGCCGUCGCAGGGCACCGUCCAAACUGGAGCGACUGCACCCCUCGCCCGCCGCAGAUCGGGGGUUGGCUCUGCCAUGUCCUUAACAUGGCCGCCCCCAAACAGCCAGAAACCACCGGACGAUGAACCUCUCAUCCAUUCUUUACAUCGAGACACUCUCAACGGGCUGUUAAGAGCGCCCUCUCGAUCUCAUACUCCUAAUUCCUUCAGACUGCGUGGUCUGGGUCCGGGCUCGCAGUUCGGUCCACCUGCCGAACCCGAAGCCAACUUCGAGGAAGAUCCCCAGGUUGUUCGGUUUCGCGCAUUGUUUGAAGAGACUGAGGGCAGACUUGCAACAUUGUUCGAUGACGGUGGUCAAGUCAUAAAACAUGAGAGGCCCGACAUCGACGAUGCGCUUCUCCUCGAGUCCGCGCCGCAAGAUGCGGACUCGGACCCCGUCCAUCCUCCAAUAUCAAAGAAGCGCAAACUGGACGAGGACGAUUAUGACGAUUACGACGACGAAGACGAGGAUGAGGAGCAAGAAGUAGAUACUGCCAGAGCCUCCCCCUUACAAGACAAGCCCAACAAAGUCCAUGUCAUCGCUGACGCGACCUCGUCGCCGCUGGCUCGCCCGGUCCCACCUUCUAGCAUCGUGUCCGAUCCUACCAAAGCAGGUUCGAAGACCGGUGUAGCCAAGCAGAAAGAGGAUGCGGAGGAUGCCCGGAAGAAGUUGGAAGAGACGAAGCGCGUGGAAACAGAGACAGUCAAGACCUUGUCACGGACCAUGUUCUUCACACUGGAAAAUGAUCGUGAUGCCAUGCUAGAUCAACACCGACUUGAUGAGGCAGAACGCCGCGCAGAGGCAGACGGAGAAGGCCAGGCCAAUCGCCAGAAUGCAACCAUGCAGCAGGGGAGUCUGAGUAAAGCGAAUCUUGGCGCAUCCAGUCUCACACUCAAAAACUUGAUAGCACGGUUGGACGAACAUCGCUCCAUGGUGCACGCGACAGAAUCCGAGCUUCGUGCACUUAUGAGUGAGGUGCGUAAGAACCGAAGCAAGUGGGCGAGCGAAGACAAAGUCGGUCAAGAAGAACUGUACGAAUCGGCGGAGAAAGUACUCACUGAGUUGAAAGCUCAUACGGAGCAUUCUUUCCCUUUCCUGAAUCCGGUCAAAAAGAAGGAUGCUCCUGACUAUUACGUUGUCAUCAAGGUGCCAAUGGACCUUGGGACCAUGACCAAGAAGCUCAAGCAGCUUGCUUACAAGUCGAAGAAGGAGUUUGUCGACGAUCUCAAUCAGAUAUGGAAGAAUUGCUUGAGAUUCAACAGCAAUCCGGACCAUCUCUUUCGGAAGCAUGCUCUUUUCAUGCAAAAGGAGACCGACAAACUUGUUCCUCUGAUUCCAGAUAUUGUCAUUCGCGAUCGCGCGGAGGUUGAGGCCGAGGAAAGAAGGCAGCAGAUUGCCAAUGGUGAGCUCGAGGACGAGGCAGAGGAGAGCGAUGAUGAACCGAUCAUGUCGUCGCGUGGUAGAAAGGCGCCGAACAAGAGUGCAAAGAAAGGUGGUCAGUCAACAUCGCGGAAACAUCCGCCGGAGACAACACCCAUUCCGGAAACCAAACCAGUCAUGCAGUCGCUCAGUUCUGUUCAGAAUGGUAUUAGGGCAGAAUCAGAAUUUGACGGGAGUCAAGGGCAAUCCACUCCUCCGCCUGGCAUCUUGACGCCCGUUGGAGCGCAUGGUCCAGGGAGCAUUGUGGGAACAGGCAGUGAAGCUAUGGACAUGGAUCUACCUGGCCUUCCGUCACAAGCGCCUGUACCCGAGUACGAAGAUGAGGAUUACAAGCUCUGGAAGCAGAAGACCAAGAAGGAGCGGGCGAUGCUUGCCGCGGCCCGACACAAGCUGUUUCGUGGGGACAAGUUGAAUGCGGAAGAAACUGCCUUGCUGCGAAGCAAGGCUGGUAUGCGUCGUUGGCAACGCAUCCAACAAGAAGCCGCUGGGAAGGACAUCUCUGAAUUUGGUGGAGAUGCAACCGAUCGUGAUCAACGUGGCGACAUCCAGGGCCAGACACUAGCCGAGGGAAUGGAAGCGGAAGAUGAAAGUAUGUUGCCGGACUAUUAUGAUCCACUGGCAGCAAUCCCAGAUCUGAACACCCGACUGCGAUGGGAGCAAGACUCUGAAGGACAAGUUAUUGAACACUUUGAAGAGUAUUUGCGCUUGCUGCCAUCAAAACAAUUUGUUGCUCCAGACAGCAAGCUAGUCAAAAAGAUGGACGCCAAUAUGCGACAAAUGCAAGAGACACGGAAAGUUGUUUCAAAGAUUGGUGUGGUGAAACAGAUGCAGCUGCAGUCCCAGACGUAUCAGAACCAAUUCCAGAAAUAUCAACCGGAACCUUUUGUGGAGGCAGACAUACCCAACCACGUCAUGUCGGACGCUGGGCCUGUGAUGGCUCCAUGGGUGUGCAAGGCUGCAUUUCAAAGAUCUAUCGGUAAAAUCUUCUUCUACGCAGGAUUUGAGGAGUUCCAACCUUCGGCGAUGGACGCCAUGACCGAUAUGGCGGCCGAUUUCUUCCAGAAACUAUGCAGUACUCUUCUCAAUUACCGAGAAGACUUCAAGGUUCCUGUGACAACGCCAGUGUCAGCAGGAGAGACGACCAGCUACAAGCUCCCCAAUACUCUUGAAGAGGCGCUUCUCCACUCGUUGCACUCUGGCGGCAUGUCUGUCAACGAUCUCGACCUGUAUGCACGUGAGGACGUCGACCGUAUGGCUACCCGCCUCACCACCAUGCAUGAUCGGAUGAAAGCACACCUUACAGAUCUCCUCAGACCAGCUCUGACGGACGAUACAGCCCAUGGGCAGGGAACGUUCGUAGAUGGUGGGGAGCAGUUUGUCGGUGGUGACUUUGCUGGGGACCUUGACGAAGACUUCUUCGGCUUCCGUGAACUCGGCUUGGACAAGGAGUUUGGAAUGGCCAGUCUUACUGUUCCAUUCCACAUCUUACAGAAUCGUCUUGGCAUGAGCAAUCAACAAGCCAGUACAACCGACUCUGUAGAGAAGAUCUUCAAGGAGCCUCCUCGCUGGCCAAAGAUCACUCUCGACAAUGUGGACGAGCAGGUUGGACUGGUCAGAGAGUGGUUCAGGAAGCGCCUGCGUGAGAACGGCGAUCGUCCUUUGGUCGAGGAUCUGGAACUUCCACCCAAGCAGAGGCCUGGUUACGGACGUGCACGCGUACCAGCCAGCGGAAAGAUUGGCGAUGGCGGACUGAAGAGCAAUGCCAGCCCACAGAAAAAGGCACCUGUCAAGAACGCCGGCGCCCCCAAACCUCCAGGCGGAACAACUCCUGCCGAUAAAGGGAAGAGGAAGUCUAUCGUCAUGAAUGGCACUGGUGAGGAUACGACUCUGGUCAAUGGUAUCAACCCUUCCACGCCUGGACCUCGUGGUGACGGGAGCCCAGAGAAGAAGAGGCCAACACUCAAAGCAAAGGUGACAAUGUCUGAUCUGAAAGCCUCAGACAAGGACGACACGAUACCUGCCACGGAGAAUAUCGACGAGACAUCCGAGAUGAAUGGUAUUGCUAAAGUCAAUGGUGUAAUGGACGGUGACACGAGUAUGAUGAGCCCGGAGAGUCUAUGACGCAUGUACACGCCAUGUUAUCGACAAAGUACAUAUGGGUGAGGUCCUGAUCAAGGACUGAAGCUGGGGGCUUCUAUACUGGGGACGGGUGAUUUGCAUAUUCGGUUUUGGUUGAUGAAGUUUGGUUUGGAUGACUUGAUACCCAAGGGUCUAGUGGGCGGGAUAAAAACGGUGAUUUGGGGUGCGGUGUUCAUGGUGUUCAACGUAAUGGAAUCGGCUGCGUACCUUGUCUGGGUACGUAGAAUGACAGCCUGGUAUAUAUGCCUGUGCGUCUCACGAUCUGCGUGUCAUGGUCGAGGGGUCAUCAAGGGAACGAAAACGACGGCAUUCAUUGCGGCCUAUAACGAGCCUUGGACGACGGUUCUGGCUUUCUUGCCCGUAUUAUAUUAUAUGGUGUUUGUAGAUAUUCUGCGUACCUACCCUACUUGUAGUUGGAUAUGAUCGUACUGAUACACAAC
Exophiala viscosa is the source of this 4214-nucleotide messenger RNA. RefSeq names its product transcriptional activator SPT7. The record is from RefSeq and is a predicted model, not a curated record. Gene Ontology annotation, molecular function: structural molecule activity; protein heterodimerization activity. The transcript has a single exon. Gene Ontology annotation, cellular component: SAGA complex; SLIK (SAGA-like) complex. Gene Ontology annotation, biological process: regulation of transcription by RNA polymerase II. Lineage: Eukaryota; Fungi; Ascomycota; Eurotiomycetes; Chaetothyriales; Herpotrichiellaceae. The coding region runs from base 232 to 3756 and encodes 1174 amino acids.